Molecule: messenger RNA, 1149 nt
Organism: Pistacia vera
Lineage: Eukaryota; Viridiplantae; Streptophyta; Magnoliopsida; Sapindales; Anacardiaceae
Exons: 7
Coding region: 29-931 (300 amino acids)
Biological process (GO): proteolysis
Molecular function (GO): ATP binding; metalloendopeptidase activity; ATP-dependent peptidase activity
Source: RefSeq, a predicted model, not a curated record
CCUAACGGAAAUUUUGCAAAGAGAAAGAAUGAACUUGGCGGUGAGUUCUCAGCUCGGACGAGAACUACUGGUGACUGGAAGGGAAGCUGAUUUUGCAAUACGGCGUCGUCGAGCUCUGAAAAGAGUUGACAAAGAGCUUUCGAGAGGCAAUUUUAAAGCUGCUCUCAAUCUUGUGAAGCAGUUACAGGGCAAGCCCAAGGGUCUUCGUGGCUUCGGUGCCACCAAACAGGUUCCUAGAAGGUUGAUAUCGAUGGAUGAAUUAGAGCUAAAUGCCGUGGAAUUAUCAUCUAUCAGAUCGUUGUUUGAUUCGGUUAUGGAUUCAAUUGAAAGUUGUAGUCGGUUUGAUUCAUUAGAUGAGGUUCCAAGUGAUAGGGUUGAAAGCUUGGUGGAAGAUGAAGGCUAUGAGUCUCUUUGUGAAGAGGAUUAUUCCAUGUGCAUGCAACAUGAAGCUGGUCAUUUUCUUGUUGGCUACUUGCUAGGGGUUCUUCCCAAAGGUUAUGAGGUACCAAGCACAGAAGCUCUGAGGCAGGAUGAAUUCGCUGCCGGAAGAGUAAAAUUUGUGGGUUUUGAAUUUCUUAAAGAAGUUUAUAUUCCAAGGAUGCUAAAGACAGAUAUUGGUCAAGUAAGCAAUAGGAUUUUGAACAACUUUUCAUGCAUAAUUUUAGGAGGCUUAGUGGCAGCACACUUGGUAUUUGGAUGCUCAAAGGGCCAUCAUUCUGAUAUUGACAAGCUGGAAAGAGUAUUCAAAUGGUUGGGCUACAGAAAGGGUGAAGCUAUCUCUCAAGUGAAAUGGGCUGCUCUGAACACCGUUUUAAUUUCACAUCGCAACAGUGAAGCUAGAUCAAGACUAGCCAAGGCCAUGGCAGCCGGAAGAUCAGUCUGCUUAUGUAUCGAAACUAUAGAAAACGCCAUACAUGGAAAAGAAAUCUAGCUAAUUUAAGGAUGACACGUUAUAUUAUAUUUUACUGAGUUGCAUAUUCUACCUAGACGGCAAGGCAGAAACAGCUUGCAAGGGUUUUUACUUCAAUGAUGAAAGCUCUCACCCACUGCCAUCCUCUUGCCUUUUUUGCUUAUUGGAAGGAUAUUGAUCGAACUGGUUGAUUCAAUAACUUAAACUCUAAAUCCUAAACCUUUUUUGGCCCUGAAGUU